UGCGUUCUUCGAGCAAAAGCGCCAUAGACAAUCAGUAUUUAACACUGCCAGCAUAGUCAGCAUAGCAGCAGUCGCACAGCUCAAAUAUAGCUUUCCCCAAACGUAACUCUUGUUGCUGCAUAACAAUAAUUACAAGUAGACCGGAGUGAGCUUGAUGUCAUGUGGGUCUUGUUAGGCAAUCCUUCAAGCCCACCAAGGGCCAAAGGCGACCUCCCACCGCUCCUGCUCCGCCUGACAAACUUCCUCGGUUAUCUUUUCCUCAUCCUGGUUAACAUCCUGAGCUCGACUGGGGCUCUUGGCGAGACGAAUGCUGAGGUGUCUGCGAAAUACCCUACGCCAUUGACGCCAUCGGGCUGGGCUUUUGCGAUAUGGGGGCUUAUAUUCGCCCUACAAGGACUUGGUGUUGUGUAUCAAAUCCUGAACAAGGGCUACCGUGAGGGAGGCUGGAAAGCAAGUGUUGUAAACAAGAUAGGCUAUGGCUGGCAGCUUGGCUGGCUCUUCCAGAACCUCUGGCAGUUCGCCUUCACACGGCAGAGCAUGGCCGGCAUGUGGCUCUCAGCAGCCGCACUACUCGCAGCCCUAGCAGCCUUCCAACACACACUGCAACGCCUCAACGGCACCACCCACGAGCUGCGCGCUCGGGGCUAUGCCGCCAUGCCCGCAGCUGCCUACAUCUGCUAUAAGCUGCCGACCUCCGUGAAUGCAGCCUGGCUGUCCGUAGCCACGGCGUUGGGGCUGCUGAUCGUGCCUGUGUCGUACGGAGUGGAGCCGGCGCGUCUGGUGGCGCCAGCAGCGGUGCUGGCGGUGGCGGUGACAGCGGGCGGCGUCUGGCGCCUCCUCAGCCACCGUGACGCAGCGUACGGCCUCACACUCAUCUGGGCCCUGUCAGCGGUUGCCUCUAACACCUCUGGCAACGUCCCAACGGCCGUCAAGGUGGUCGGCAUGAUCUGUCUGGUCGUCCUCGCCCUCUGCGUCGUUUCGGCGCUGGUAAGAACCCGCCGAGACAUGGCAUCUGCAGCUGCCUCCGCCACAGCGGGCGUUGACGGAAGCCUAUUAUACGACACGUACAACAUGUACGGAUCUUCGUCGUACGGCGCACAGCGAAUACCGCUAUCGGAUUCUGAUUCCGCUCCCGCAGGCUACGGGCGCGCGCCGUACUCCUCUGGUGGCGGCGGCGGUGGCGGCGACGGCACCUAUGGGUUUCCAGCGGCCUUCGGCAACAAUGGCGGCGGCGUCCCGAACGGUUCCUGCAGCCACGCUGCAACGCACGAGGAAGCACUCGGAGUAGGCGGCGGCAUGGGGCGCAAGCCGUUUCUGCCGCCACUUCCGCAGCAAGGGGCAAUACCAGCGGGUUAUGAUGUUGCAACCGCCGGCACGGUAGCUGUGGCAGCAGCGCCGGGGGUGCGAGGUCUGCCACCCGUGGGACCGGUGCAAGGCGGUGGAGGGGUUGUUGGAGGUAGUGAAACGCCUAGGUUGUUGGGCUCGGGUGUAGGCGGCGGCAUGGGUGCGGUGGAGGUACGGCCGGGGUCGAUUGGGUCGGGGUCCGACGUGGGGCCGGCUAGAGGGGCAGUUGGGGGAGGCGGAGCUAGGCGGGUGAGGUUUUCUGACGAGGAAGAGGCGAGUGGGCAGCGGUGAGGGUGUGCGGACGGCUGGCAUGCUGCUGGCUGGCUGGCUGCUCAGCUGGAUGCGAAUUAGGAGCGUCGCUAGGAAGGUGCUGCAUGGGUGCGUCUUUGCCGGUGGAAUGAAGAGGAAGAAACGAACCGUGUGCUUUGCCGGUGGAGGGGCUGCAUACCAGAGCGCGUACCAGCAGCGGAGGCGCUGUGAACUCAAGGCACCUCUCGGGCUACUAUUAUGUAAAUAUCUUGCAUGUUGGCUUGGUUGGGUCUAGGAAAGAGUCGAGUCGAGUGGCGACAGCGCGUUGUGAGGGGUGUAACGGUUGCUUGUGUGGAAGCGAGUGGUGUCCCGGCCUUUGUGCUGUGGACGAGAGGGAGACAGCAGGAUGGGGAUGGGACCCAAGGUUGCAGGACUGAAGCAGAAAGGCCCAUGCGCAUGCUUCAGGGCCGGUGCCGCUUCCAGGGCUUUGUAUGUCGUACAGGAAAUGCUCCUGCUUUUGCAGUCCGUCGCUUCCAAAGCGGUCGUGCUGUCAUCGGUUUUGUCCAUCUUGACAUCUUACUGUACCUGCAAUCAACUAUUUGUACUGCUGGCAUGAUGCAUGUGUUGUGGCUUCAUGCAUGCGUGUUCGCGGUAAAGCCUAGCAGCAGUGUUGCGGGUCUCCAUGCUACUGCCGUCCGAUCUGAGCGCUGAUUCCAUAUUGUAUGGGUGUUUCUGUACAGAUUUUUUUGCCGUACUUGCAGGGCCAGGGUUUGAGUGGCAAGAUGAGCGAAGAAGGCAUUCCUUGAUAAUGAUGCAGAAGGCAUUCAUGUGGUGCCGUAGGGCUUCGAAGGAAACGAGUAUCUUCAGUUUUAGCCAUGGACGAAUGCCUUGUCUUCGGUUCUCCGGGGCUUAUGUGUAAGAGUGCUGCGACUGCUGCCCCUGCCUUGCAUGAAGCUAUCUGGGCCACAACUGCUACAGUUCCGACAUGCGUACGGCAGGCCGCAUGCUGCCAG
This is a messenger RNA of Astrephomene gubernaculifera, 2606 nucleotides long. The record is from the annotation of a GenBank genome assembly. NCBI's taxonomy places the organism in Eukaryota, Viridiplantae, Chlorophyta, Chlorophyceae, Chlamydomonadales, Astrephomenaceae.